GUUCACCGCUAUCACAUUAGUAUAAGAGAACAAAUUUUAUAUUCCUCCAAAGGUUCUAAACUUAGGCAAUCACAUUUCGCCAAAAUGGGGCGUAGUAAGUUUGCUUCGCCUAAAAAGGUAAUGCAACACGGAGACUUUAUCAAUCGGAUUCGGAAAACUCUGUACUAUGGCGUGGAAACAGCGGACACUGACUUGAAAGUUGUUCCAUCCCCCCUCGCAGAGUACGCAUCUGAGAUAUUUUCCGAGCCCCAUCGAGGACACUCUUUGCAUCGCCUAAGUUGUGUGGCCGCUGGUAAAAUUCAGGCAACACCAUGUUCCCUAAUUAUGGCUCUCAUUUACCUGGACCGCUUGAACACGAUAGAUCCGGGCUACAGCUGUCGCAUUACUCCCCACGAGCUGUUCGUUGUAUCGCUGAUGAUUUCAACGAAGUUUUAUGCCGGCCACGAUGAACGGUUCUUUAUUGAGGAUUGGGCUAAGGAGGGAAACAUGACAGAAGACAGACUGAAGGAAAUGGAACUAGAGUUUCUCUCUGCUGUAGACUGGAAUAUAUACAUUUCUAACGAGGACUUCUUUGCCAAAUUGAACAGUGUGGAAAAAACGCUGGCGGAGAGGGAAGGAUUACGGCGAGGCUGGCUAACGUACAGUGAGCUAAUCCAACUGCUUCCCAGCUUUGAGUGGACGAAAUUCCUGGCAAACAGCUUUUCCGUUCUGGCGCUGAGCUAUGCAGCAAGUGUGAUAACAUUAGCGAGUGCUUUUUUUAUAGCCAGCCAGGUUCCAGGCACAAUGUGGCACCGCCGACCAUCUACAGCUUCACCUUCGGUAACCACUCUGACUCUUGGGGACGCAGCGGGUACAUCAACGGCUUCAACUUCAUCGCAACCGGGAUCUGCUAAUAAUUUUGAUAACGUCUCUGAUGUUUCGUGCAACGAAAGCUGGCAUGCGCUGAACGUGAAGAGGAAUUGUUGAAACACGAACGAGUGUAUUGCACCCAGGCAAUACCAAAUGAGACUGAGUACACGCACCGAAUAUUCCAAUUCUCCGUUCCAUAUUUACCGUUAAGAAGAAACAAUUUCGAUAGUGAAAUUUUGCAGGACAGUACUCAAAACUACUGGCUCAAUAUUAAAUCACAGUAUAGUAGCGAUACCUUAAAAGAAAAUUUAAAUUAUUUCAUAACUGAUAGUAACCGAAUCUUGUCGAACUUACGCUGUCAGCAAACAAGAAAUGCUUCUAUGUUUUGGCAACUGCUUACCGAAGCAAUGACUAAUUCCUUAUUGGUUUUGAUUUAAAAUAGUUGAUCUAUUUAUAUUGUGCAUCUUAAUACAUAAAUAAAGGUUCAAUGACUCAGCAGUGCAGUUAAAUAUA
Messenger RNA from Drosophila serrata, 1362 nucleotides. RefSeq names its product protein CNPPD1. Gene Ontology annotation, biological process: regulation of cyclin-dependent protein serine/threonine kinase activity. Gene Ontology annotation, molecular function: cyclin-dependent protein serine/threonine kinase regulator activity; protein kinase binding. The record is from RefSeq and is a predicted model, not a curated record. Gene Ontology annotation, cellular component: cyclin-dependent protein kinase holoenzyme complex; nucleus. NCBI's taxonomy places the organism in Eukaryota, Metazoa, Arthropoda, Insecta, Diptera, Drosophilidae.